Messenger RNA from Doryrhamphus excisus (bluestripe pipefish), 3996 nucleotides. NCBI's taxonomy places the organism in Eukaryota, Metazoa, Chordata, Actinopteri, Syngnathiformes, Syngnathidae. The record is from RefSeq and is a predicted model, not a curated record.
CUUCAUGUACCUCUUUUGAAUCAUAUUUAAUGAGUAUUUAAAUUAUAGUGGUAUAUUUUGGUGUUUGGAACAAAAAUUAUGUUGUCUAAAUUGUGUUGCUAGUUCGCUGUCCUCACGUGGCCAAACCCGGAAGUUCCCAUGCGCGAGCUAUGACUAUAACAGCCUUUGAGGGUCAAAAUGUGUAACGGUUAAGGAGUCUUAAAAGUAGUCAUUGAAAGAUUUUUGAGUAGCAUUUUCAGUACGUCGUGAAAACAUAAACACAUUUAUUAUGUUUUAAUAUAAGACUUUAUUUAUGACGCCGUUUUGCUGAGCUGUUAUAACAGUAUUUAUAAUAUAUUAAUAAUAGUGAAAGGUCCUGUGAUAUUGAGGGAGCGGAUAUCAAUACUGUAGCGAGUAAUAAUAAAAAUACGACUUAAUCUAGCCAGAGUUGUUUCUGUGACAUUAAGUGUUUGGUAUUGAGAGCAGUGGGCCAUGUGUUGGUGGAAGUCAACAGGCGGUGUCUAUAAAUAGUGACGUUCCUGCAUGUGUGUAGCUUUAAGGACUCUGCUGUAACUUGAGCCCUAUGGAGCAUAGGGAAGGGGGCGGGGUCUAUACAUAGGCAUACACCAAUCACAACAACCCCCCGAAAAAAAAAUAUUCCUGGAACCUCUGCAAACGUGCCAGUUAUCCAUCAACAAGGUUUGUGGAUAAACACCACCAGGCUGCUCCAGGCGGGGAGCUGCAGGCCCGCCUCUGUUUAGCGACUGUGUUGUUUAUCUAGCAUGGACAGACAUGAUGGCCGUGGAUGUGUCACGGAGCAUGCACCUCUGCAACCAGCCGUGGGAACCUUAAGAAAAAGCCGAGGGAGCCCCGAGCAAGGCAGGGCGUCUUCAUGAAAGUCGUAAGUGGGCUCGGGUGGCCAUGGACCCGUUCAGCCAGCUCAUCCUCACCAUCUCGGUGACAAGCUUCCUCACCUUCCAGUGGCUCUUCCACAAAGUCAGCCCCUGGGUGUCGGUGCGCAUCAGCCCGGGAUUCCGGGGCCUCAGCGACAAGCAGAAGGUAGAAUGGAACUCGAGGACGGUGUCAACUCUUCACGCACUGUUGGUGGGAAUCUUCUGUCUCUACAUUUUGCUCUUCGAUGAUGCCGUCAAUGAAGACCCAGUGUGGGGAGAUCCUACUCUGGUGAAGACUAAUGUUGCCAUCACAACAGGCUACCUCAUAUCCGAUCUGCUGCUAAUAUUUUACUAUUGGAAGGCGAUAGGGGACAAGUUUUUUGUAGUACACCAUCUGGCAGCGUUGUAUGCUUACUACUAUGUACUGGGCCAAGGCAUGUUGCCUUAUUUUGCUAACUUCCGUCUACUUGCCGAGUUUUCUACUCCAUGCGUGAACCAGCGCUGGUUCUUUGAGGUUCUAGGCUACCCCAAGUCGUCCCGGCCCAACAUGGUAAACGGCGUGGCCAUGGCCGUGGUGUUCUUCGCGGUUCGCGUUGCCGUCAUGCCCGUCUACUACGUUCGCAUGUACGCCGUCUACGGCACCGAGGCCUACUACCUGGUUCCCUUCGGCGGGCGCUCGGCGUGGAUCUGCUCCAGCAUCUGCUUGGACAUCAUGAACAUCAUGUGGAUGCAUAAGAUCGCCCGUGGAUGCUACAAGGUGCUGCAGUCGGCCGGCCGCAGCAAAGCCACUGUGGCGCCUCAGGAGAACGGGAAGUCCGACUGACUAAAGCGGAAGUGAGGACCCUAAACUGUCAACAGGGGCGAAUGUACGGAGGAGGAAACUUUUAAAGGUGGGCACAGUCACAGAAAUAUGAUGGACCAAUAUGACUGGCCAUCUGUAAGCCAUGAAAUGACCGCCGAGCAAUACUCUUGUGUACAUGGCCUAGCUUUUUUUUUUUUUUUUUAUUGACCACUUCGCUGAACUGUUGAGCCCAAACUGAAAUAGUUUACCAUCCUUUACACACAUACACUGGUCAAACUAGACUACUGCUUGAUGAAGAAGGGAGUCGAAGCAAUGGAUCACAUUGGAUCAUUGGAUCAUCUUUCAUUGGACGACCACAGUCACAUGGUUAUUUGAUUUUAUUGUGGAAAAAGAACAGAGUACCUUUUUUUUAAAUUUGCUAAAAGGGAAACUUGAAUGUCAAUGUUGCGUUUGGACGCAUAAUCAAGCGGGAUUUACCAUGAGGGAUUAGAUUAGAACGAACGUGUACUCGCAUCACAUGUGAGGAUAUAAUGAUGACACUGUUAUAUAGAUACUUAAAGCAAGAUUUUUACAGUUUUUUUUUAAUCCAUUAUGAGCAGGGGUGUCCAAAUUGUUCCAGAUGAUUAAAAUUAAACAAGCCAUAGUAUGUGAUAUGUUAAAAAAACAUUAAACAUAUGAAAUUUCCAUAGGAAAUAAUGCAAAACUAACUGAAACUGAAAAUAAUUCACAAGCAAUUUUGUUAACAAACAUUAAACAUGUUAAAUUCCCAUAGGAAAUAAUGCAAAACUAAUAGAAUAUGAACAAAAAUACACUUAUUGAAAAUAAUUCACAAGCAACUUUGUUAAAAAACAUUAAACAUAUAAAAUUCCCAUAGGAAAUAAUGCAAAACCAAUAGAAUAUGAACAAAAAUACACUUAUUGAAAAUAAUUCACGAGCAACUUUGUUAAAAAAAACAAAUAUGAAAUUCCCAUAAGAAAUAAUGCAAAUCCAAUAGAAUAUGAACAAAAAUACACUUAUUGAAAAUAAUUCACUAGCAACUUUGUUUAAAAAAACAUUAAACAUAUGAAAUUCCCAUAGGAAAUAAUGCAAAACCAAUAGUAUAUGAACAAAAAUACAUUUAUUGAGAAUAAUUCACUAGCAACUUUCUUUAUUUAUAAAUUGCACUCAAACUGUGAGUCUGCAAUACAAAAGCUUUGCAGCACUGGUUUUGUAAAAGGUGAAGCUGAUUAACUGUAGUUGUAUUAUCAGUAGCGGUAGUUACCCCUCUAUGUGUCAUCUACCAGUUGCUAUGUGACUGUCAUGUUAAAUCAUGAUCACUUGGUUGAAACACGAUUCCCCAGUCGAGUCGAGACCCCUGAUAGGGUGUCCCUGUAGGGUGCUUUGGACGAUACGGAACCGGGCAGACGGACUAGUAACAUCCGAAAACCGAGGUUUGAGCUUACCACCCCAUUUUUUUUAAAGAUCUAUUUAUUUCUCAUAGAAUUGUAUUGGUGGUGGCCAAUGUAUUACCAGUGGCCUUUGGCAAAACAAACAGCCCCCAAGCCUCACUUUGGACACCCCUGAUUAUGCUGGGGGGGAAACUAACAUUGACUUUAAGGCACUUCCGUCCUGUACUGAUCUGCAUGUUUAUUUUUUUAUUAUUUCCCCCCUUUUUUUUUUUUUUACGUAUGAUAUACAGGAGUUAGUCAUUAAGAUGGGAAGAAAGGACACAAACAGGGAUUGAUAUUUAUUUUAAUAAAAUUCAUAGUGUUGCCUUCUGAAAUAUUUUAAUUGCACAUUUUUUUUAUUUCUCAGAUGCCUGUUUCAUUUUAUUUUUCGGCCUUUUCUGUUGAAAUGUUAAGUUGUUUUUUUUUUUUUUACAAAAAACAUACAGUUGGUGUUUGUUGUGGUAAGUCACCAAUCGGUCAGUAUUUUAUUGGCUCUUACAAGGGGAAAUACCCUACAAUAGUCAUCUUCAUGCUUUUAACCGCAUGUGAUACUGCAUGGAGAUAUACAGCAUUCAACGUUACCAUCGCCAUAGCACAUGUACACAAUGUUUACUCUUCGCUCUCAUAUCCUGCACAGAAAUACUUGAAAGAAUCAGCACAGUUUAUGAGAACAAACCCGGGCAGUUGCAAAUACCAACCAAACCCAUCUCUGUGUUUUUUAAAUUAUUGCCAGUAGCAGUCUGCUGCCCUCCGUUGGUUUGUACAGUACUGAUAUAUUAUGUAGAUGAGAGAUGGAGCGGUUAUGUGAUGACAUUCUGUGAAUGUGUUGGGGAAUAACAGCAAAUAUUGACCAUUACACUUUUCUUUGUUCCUUAAUAAAUGCCAAAUUAACUGA